Molecule: messenger RNA, 27100 nt
Organism: Xyrichtys novacula (pearly razorfish)
Lineage: Eukaryota; Metazoa; Chordata; Actinopteri; Labriformes; Labridae
Source: the annotation of a GenBank genome assembly
GGUUGAAAUUUGGUAGACGUUUAUUUGUAAAAGUGGUUGAGAAUUAAAUGGCAGGAUGUGAACACGGAUUUCCGCUGUUUAUGGUCACGGACAAUUGAUGUGUAUAGGAUUUUGAUUGACUUCAAGGUACUUCAAAGCAGACCAUCAGGAAAUGACGCUACAGUGAGUGAGAGAGAGAAAGAGAGACAGAGAGAGAAAGAGAGAGAUUUUCUAACCCUGGCUCGAUAUAUAUGUGUUACUAUACAUCUUUCAUACGCAUGAAGAUGUGUGCCUCUAUCGUUGGCAUCACACAGACAUCAUUCAUUCACCAUCACACAUCCAAGAUCACUGCAUAAAUUUUCAACCACAUUCACACUAUAAAAAAAAAUCACAGUUUGGUAGGAUUAUGGGAAAUGCUUCUCCUUCAGCAAAACCCAAAUGUGAACUGAUGCAAUGCACAACUCCAGUUUCCCCACAAGUGAUCCCAAUUGCUUUUCCACACAGGCCUAUCCACCCUUGUGCUUUAGCUUUGGUGCCGAAUGAAAUGUGACUGACAUUUCACUGUGGGCAUAAAUCAGAAAACCAGAGAGCUUGAGCAAAAAAACUGCCAUGCGCACAUGUUGAAGACAGAUGUUUAGUCUAUACUUGUCAUCAUUAGUAUCGUAUCAAUCUGUAUUUGUCUGCUCACAGUGAUCAUAACAAAGAAUGUUUAGGAAAAAUGGUUGAGAGAGAGAGAGAGACGACACGGCGUUAAAAAGCUGCCUGUCUUUCCCAUCUGAAACUUUUCUGCAUAAAUACGGUCAUGGCACUCGGCCAAGCAUGUUGAAGGAUCACGCACAGGAGAGUAAAUGCGAACUUCCACAUGUGACCGAGUUCUUUUGUCCGAUGCAUAUGUGCAAAAAACAAAAACCACAAACACUGCACAUGCAUCCACACCUGCACCUACUCACACCUGUAGAUUAUACGACAGUUACCAUGAUGAUGAGGGACAAUACGCUUGAGGCCAGAUGGUCACUUGCACACACCACCCUAGAUGCGUGACCUAUUCCUCCUCUUAACCAUCUGUGACUGCAGAGCACAGGCCUGAGCUGGGUUUCCCAUCACUGACUAACAGAAAUAUGUCCGGGCAAGUAAAGACACUCAGGAUACUGGUUUUGUAGCUUUUAUGAUGGUCGUGACAGUAUUUUUCAACCUCCUCUCUGGUGCCAUGGAAACUCAUGCUACACCAACUCCAGAUGUAUGCUUCACCUGAGGUUAUCAUCACUUAGUGAGGAAGAUGUCAGGAAAGAAUUAAGUUCAAUCAAUCAAUCAAUCAGGUUCUAUCAAUAUAUUCACAAGUGUUAUCCCAUGACGCUUAACAAAAAAGCUGGUCAAGACCAUCCUCGAUUUACAAUGAGCCCCUGAAAAGAUGGGAUGAGAUUGGGGUGGAAUGAGCACUUUGCAAUAUUUAGCAAGAGACAGCAGAGAGGAAAAACUUCCUUUAACAGGCAGAAACCUCGAACAGAACCAGACUUGUGUAAAACAGUCAUCUGCUGCUACUGCACUGGGUUCAGAGAGGGGAUAGUAGGAGAUGGACACAGACAGCAGCAAUCCAGAGGAAGCUACAGCAUGAUGGUGCACAGGGACUCUCUAAAGUUAUGUUACAAAGUAGAAGACAUUGUGUGCAUGGAGAUAAGCACGGUGGGCUUUAGACCAUGAAGUUUACACUUUGCAGACUAAGCCAACCAAAGCACACCUGACUUCUCAGUCAGAGUAAGCCUGGUAUUAAACACAGUGUAACACAAUCUCCCUGACAGAACCAUCAAAAAUAUGACGAACAUUUUUGUGACUGGGUUAGCCAAACAAGCUAUCAUCUGCGAUAAUCACCCAUAUUUGAUAAGGAAACCAGUUUUGCUCUAUGGCUACAAGCUCUGAUCAAUGUCUCUGUAUUCAGAGUGUGUGAAUGUAUGUGUGCAAAGAGGACAACCCGUACAGGCCAUAUGAUAGCCACCUGUGUAAACCGUUUGAGUAUCUAGUAGCUCUGAACACUAGAUCCUCAGAGCACUGCUGGGAGACCAGGGGCUUGACCUUUCUAUAGCAGAAGGUAGCCCUGCAGGUGGUCAACAGUAGACAUACACUUCCACGCAUUAGCGAAAACUCUCCCAGUAAAGUCUAUCUUGCUUUUAAUCUCCGUAUUUCCUCUCUUUUAUACUGUCUCACACUAUUAAAUUUUAGUUUAGUGCACAUAACUAAAAGAUACUUCCAUGUGCAAUAACAUUGUGAGGGGGAGGAGGAGCGAACAUGUCCGUCUCUGCGGGUCAAACAGGAGGUGAGGGGGUUUGUGUCAAACAGGGGCGGAUAUUGACACAGCAUUAACAUGAAUGAAAAUAUUUUCUGUGUUCAGAGAGCAUGAAAGGAACACCGCCAGACGUUUGGACAUGGCCUGUACAAACAAACCAGAGACAUCAGCACUCAAUCAAAAAGUCUUUUACACACCCUAGCCUCCUGAAACAGCAGCAUUACAAAGGGGCGUAAGGAUCAUUAAUGUCACCAUCUUUUAAUCUUUUACAUUCAUAAAGCCCAUAGUGCAGACAAAUUUCUCUGCAGUGCGGCACACACUCAAUAAAUAUUCCAGGAAUCUGUGAAAACCUCGGGAAGCUUGUAAGAGGACAGAAUUUCAAUGGAGGUGGGAAGAAAGCGAGUGCAUGGAUGCUGUGUAGGAGUGCGGCAUGGGAGACCCCUGGGUAAAAGCUACCGGCGCAGUCAGGAUCAUACUAAUGGAAACAUCAAGAAGCUGAAAAAAAAGAACACAAAUCAAGAAAAGAGGCAGGGAGCGGGGACGGAGGGAGGGCGGGGUGGUUAAAAAGAGUGGUGGCGGUGGGGGUGGGGGAUUAAGUUGUUGCUGUUUCUGACUGAUUACUGCUAUUAGGCUGAAUGAAGGGAGGAGAGACUUCUUCAGUCACUGAGGGGCCAGUGUGUGCGAGUGGAUGCUGUGCCCACCAGUCUGUGCGCAUUAGCUUCUCUAAAUGGCUAUUAAUCUGCAGCAGUGGAUUUAGAGAUCGGAAAUGGAAACCUUCCAGGGCCACCUUUCACCAGGGUGUAAGACUCUAAAACAGGCUCACCCUGAUGCUGAAGGUCAGACUGAUGAAACUGUGUGUCACAGGCGGUCAGAUAGUGUCAGCUCGGUGGAAAGCUGACGAUGAACAGUUGUCUCACCCUCAACAACAGAUGAGUCUGUAAUUGCACCAGGCAAUGGAAUAACAGGGAUAGUGUAUGUUACAAGACCCCCCACCCCCCUCUCUCUAUACGCACACAAAGUCCGUCUGUUCUGGCAGGGAACAGGUGCAAUGUGGGAGUUGGAGUCAUCAGAUACCAGGGUGGUGCCAGGGGGUGGGGGUGCAGCUGCUACAGCCAAAUGAAAUCAUAUAAAUUCCAUAUUAUACAGUGAGUCUUAAUUCAUAGGCGUGCACUUUCACACAGAAAUGUGCAUAUACUCGUAUCGUCUGAUAGGCGUUUAGAUUGUUUUUGUUAUGUUCAUGCUUUUUCUCAAUGUCUGAAUCCAGUACAAAUUAUGCUUACCACAGGGAAACGUUUCCAUUUAAUCCCUGUUUUAUUAAUUAAAACAAAAUCUCACCACAAUGUGAACCAGACACGAGUUUCUGGAUCAACAAAAGGGAGAUUUUUCGUCUUUGCAUAGUGAUGGAAUGCUUCCAUUUGAGGGAUCAACAUGACUCAAUGUUGUUGUCACCACACAGUUAUGAGAAAGAGACACAGAGAAACAGAUGUAAUACAGAGAGAUUUACCGGAGACAGACGAUGCUGUGCUUCAGUAACUGGGCGCCUUGGGGACUUUCCUGUGGGAUGUGCACAAAUUCAAUAACCAAUCCAGUCACAUCUUGUCCGUCUUUGAGAGAAGAAAGUGUGUGCUUGUUAACGGGAUCCAGACAGAUUUAGACCUUGAGACAUAACAUGAAGCUACAAGGACAAAUUUGACAGAUGCAUGCCAGUGAGUUUUAUUCAAAUCUUCCUCAAUAUGAGCAGUGCUGUAGGCUUAAAGCUGCAAACAUUACUGGAAACAUUAAAAAGAUACCAGCUUUUAGACAAACUGUAAGCUGAAGCUACAGAGGAUAUGCAAAAGCCGAGCCUACAUACAGGCUGCACUGGACACAAGGGCGAAGUAAUAACCAGGUUUUACUGAAAUGAAGAGUGUGAGAGAUAGGUAUUCAGAUAAACACAGGGAUGGAUUAAAUUGGAAGGGAGAAGAAAAAAAAACCUUGUUCUUGAAAAUCCAUGGUAACAGCGAUAAUGACUAUCCGAAUGGAAACAAACACGAACACAGCAAUAAUUGAAAAUGAAAGAGGUGCUGGAGUUAAGAGGCUGAAAAGCUUUGGCUCGGGUCCAACUUAAUGCAGCUGAGGACUGAGGCAAAAAGGAGAAGGUGGUGGUGAAGGAGGAGGGGGAGAAGAGAGGAGAAGCGAGGGGUGGUCUGUGGAGUGACAUGAGAGGCAGGAGAGAGUCUUACUGCCUGGGAGACUCGGCACACUUAAUCCAGCUGCCUGGAGGGGGGGUGGGGGGUCUCAAGCAAUCUAGAGGAAGGAGCAGGCAAUUUUCAAGCUGACACACACUCCCUACCUUUUCAACCACACACAAACACACAGCAGCUUUUCCUUACACACUCCCCAGCAUGGCAGGUGGCCUCUGCCCAGAUCAGUAGCAUGUGGUAGAGGCCAUCUUAACUGACUCACUGAGGUUUUGAGCUGAGGUUUGGGAUCCUCCCUGACUGUUGGAGCGUAAGCAGAGUUUGGAGCCUGAGCUUCACUUUCUUCCCCCAGUGCAGAGAGACGGCACGCCAGGCACGAGGCUCCCUACUCCUCCCCUCUUCCUCCCCUUCUCCCACUCUGCCUUUUUUUUCCCCCUGGGCUUCUGUCCAGAGAAUGACUGGCUCUAGUGGACUUUAGAGGAGGAACACCGCCUGAGGAUACAGUACAGGAGCUGCCUGUCUGCCUGCCUGCCUGCCUGCUGGGACAGACAAAUGCAUUGAGGUUUUACAAAUCAGCACCUCCUUACCUUUGAGAGAUUUCUUUUUUUCCUGUCUGUCAUCAGAUCAGAAGGACUGGAUCUAAGCUGGGCUUUCAGACAGACGGACUGACAUAUGGACAGAGAGCAGUGGGCACUGCGGCGUGAAUGUAGCAACUGGACUUCUUCUCUCCCUGGUUACUAAGACCAAACAAGGAUAAUAGUCAGAUCACUAUCCUGUCCACCGAGUUGGUGGGUGGAUGCAGCAUUCAGCAGACUGCUAUAGGGGAAAGCAGAGACUGUAUAGAAGCUGCAGAGAAACAUCAACAGGGAGGAAAAGGGUUUCUUCCUCCAAGCAGACUUUUGUUGGAUUGUUUUGGUUGGUAAGAACUUUCAGGGCAAAGAUGGAGGACUUUCUUUCUUUUCAUGGACUUUGCUGCCAGUGUUAAGUGGACUUAUAGGAUUCCUGUAUAAAUGUACAUGGAACAUUUGUCUUAACUAUGAUGGCAGAGUGCAUAAGGACUGUUUAUCUGACACUGAUGCUGCUGGGUACAGCUUACACAACACACAGCAUCUACCCAAGGAUACGGCUCUCCCACAAAGGUAAGAAAUAAAGUGUAGCUGCUGCUUUCUUUUCCACACCUUAAUCCCUUUUGGCAGAAAAGCAAAUAUCAACGCAAAGACAGUCAGCCUUCAGGUGAUGCAACAUUUUGUUUGCUGUCCACAACAGUUAAUGCAGCGUCAACUGGAAACAAGCAUUUUCCGUUCACUGCCUUCCACGCAGGUUGAGAAUAAGACAGGUGUAACCGAGCAGGAUUUUAUCAUCCUUUAGACUCCCAUGCCAAGUUUAUUCAGGAGCACUCAUUGCAACACUUUUAUUGGGAUCAUUAGGUAAAAGGCUGUAUUUCUAACUGUUAUGUAUAAUUAGUUCCCUGAUUUAACAAGGUGAAGUGCAAUGUGUGCGUGUGUUUGUGUGCCAAUAAAUAAAUAAGAAAAUGAAAAAUGUAAACCCUAAAAUUGAUGAAUAUAGAAAUUAUCUCCAAACUAACUAAGGACUGUGAAGCAGCAUCCUUCUGAUGACCUAUAAAAAGCUGUGUCAGUUAGUCUUGAUCCUGAAAUAAAAUGGUCAUGUGGAUUUAAGUCUUGGAGAAUAAAAACAUGCAGGAAUGGAUCAGACAGGGCUGACAGCUGUUGUGUUUUUGUGUGUUUUUUUCUGCUAGUAGAUGUUAAAGGAGCCUCCGUGCAGUUUGUUUUGAACCCUCAGCCAUGGUGGCUGAAAAUCCACAAUGUGGCUUUCUUCCGUGUCAUAGUGGCGGAGAGAUGGAGGAGUUUUUUUUUUUUUUUUUUUUUCCAAGGGGGGCAUGGGAAUGAGAAAGUGAAAAGUGUGUUUCUGUUAAUGUGUGUGUGGGUGUUUGUGAGAUAUGGAUGUGCAUGCACUGGUAUGCCGUCUGAUUCUUGUGUAUCUCUUGGAUAAUAAUGGGGGUUUUAUCUUUCGACUUGUGUAGAUAAAACUCCUGAGUAAACAUCACAUUUUUUUUCUCACAGUUUCUUUGAUCUCUAUGGCAACAGAAGGUGUUGAUUCCGCAUAAGCCUGUUAGUCAUGGUUGAAUAUAGGUGUGGAAUUUGGAUGGUCAAUAACUCAUAAAUAUGGCGCUGCAAAGUCUGUUAUGACAAGUCUGUUUCAUCAGUUAUGAGGAGGGUUUGCCGUUCUUCUUCCAGAUGCACUCUGUUCUUUAUUUAUUGCCUUUUUGAAGAAUCGAAUGUGACAGGGGAUGAACAGAAGACAAAUAAAUGGAGAAAGAGCUUUUCUCCUGUAAAAAAAUAAAUAAAUGAAUGAUGGCAAGAGAAAUGAAACUUGCACAACAUUGCAAGAUUAAUUGAGAGAAAAAAGGAGAAAUGCACAGCCAAAGAAAGAGGGAGGUUACAUUUCAACAAAACUCAGCGAAGCGGGAUUCAUGUGCUGAGUCAUAAAUGCCAAAUCAGACUUUGGUCUUAUUCUUGCUUUCAUAUAUCACUCCAUUCAUUAACUCCCUAAGGGUUUAAGCUGCUACACUGAUUGACAUCCCACUGCUCACUCUCUCUCUCUCUCUUUUUCCUCUGAUACAUGUCCUGGCUAGCACAUAGUGCCAUGAGAAGACUGCAGUUGGAUCCUAUCAUUAUGGAAUGAAAAACAUCUCAGCUUUAAUAUAUGCCUCAUGGGCUCUGCCGGUGAUUUCUGCACACACCCUUAAGUCAACAAAAUCUCAAACACACACUUGCAUGCACGUUUAGAGGCCAAAUAGUGUAAAUUCUUCACGUGCCAAUGACUUGGAUGCGGUUUAGGGAGAUGGACAGGGAUGUGGUUCUUUUUACUCAUCUUUAGGACAAAAGAAAUAUUUCCAAAACAUCAAGUAUCAAAACUGGAUUAUUCUCUUUGAUCAAAACACUGGCCAAAAGGAAAGAAAACUUAAUAACGUCAGUGAUUAAAAUCUCUUUCUGCUGUUUAGAUUAAUGAUAACAAGUGCUGGAUCAAUAGAAAUGUCAAUAAUACACCAGAUCAACUUUCUCCUGCUUUCUGGGAAUGAAUUCCUCUGGGCACAUCAUCAUGUGUUUCAGAAAUAACUGUCCUCCAUCUCUGCAUGCUUUGAUGUUAGCAUCGCCUCGCACACACACGAUGUGGAACUAUCAAUCUGUCUUUCAUCUUCUCCUCUUGUUUUUGUCUAGACUGUUGGACCGGUGAAGAUUAUUGCAAAUUUCCACAAUUGUUCUGCUUUCAUCCUAGCCAACCUUUGAUUCAUCUGUGCCAAUUAAUUCCAGUUUUCUUAAGGUUGAAGCUUUGAUCACAUGAAGUCCUGGUUUACAAUCAGACACUUUAUGAUGUCUGUGGGGGGAACUGACCUCAAUCUGACUGCACAGCUUCCAAAGAUCUCAAAAAUAUACACAGCUUCAAAGUUUCUGUGUUAUGGACGGUAAAUCAUUUUGCUGAAGGGAGAUUUAGCAUUCAAAAGAUAAAAAAACAACAUAUCACUGCAACACAAAUUUAAAGUGCACAGAGAAACACAUCAAAACCAGACCACAUCAAAUCAGAUGGUACUUUUGACCAGUUGAACUCCAACCCCCACUGGAUUAAUAGAUGUAGAAAUGCCCUCUUGAGAAAUGUGCUCACUUAAAACACAUACAUUAAAAUAUUCGUUUGGUAAUACACCACAUCAUCAGCAUAUGCAAAUGGAUAUAUGGGUUCUUCUUGGCAGCAGCUUCACAUCCAGACCUGUGGAGUGAAAUGAGUACUUCUUUUCAGGACCGCUAUUAAUUCUGCUGCUAAUGAAGCUGUAGCACAGCUUGCAUAUGUCAGAGUGUCAGCAGGCUUCAGGUAGAUUGCCAGGUUUAGAUUUAUUUCACUGCCUCUCCAGCUCCGUCAUGCUUGGCUAGAACUGCACAAACUGUGAUACAGCAGUUUGUGUGUUAGUGAUGACCUAAUCAGACCAAAGUCACUUCAAAAACUCAUUAUUUUAGCAAAGUUUAUCAUCGUGACAAAUCAAGCCAUCUCUUUACUUACUUUUAAAGGUGAAGCUGUGAUGUGUACUAAGCCCGUGCUGAUUCUGCCAUCUAUCCAUGUAUAUUUUUAUACUAGGGAUGUAAUGGCAUGAAAAUUCUACCUAACGGUUAUUGUGUCCGAAUUAAUAACGGUUUUCAGUAUUAUCAUGGUGUUUUCGAAAAUGUAUGCAAAGGCACUGAUUAAAGCAUUUUUGAUGCUUCUAACUUGUUUUCAUUGUUUCAUCAUGUCUAGACAGGAUUACUACCUUCAACUAAGUGUUCCCUCGACAUUCCUACAAAACCCAAAAAAUGCCCAUAAUUCAGACUUGGUUCUCAUAGAGGGCUAAUGGUUGUCUUUGGUGCUGUCGCGACCUCCUUCCACUAUGAUUCUAUUUCAAACUUGAUAGAAAGUUUUAAUGCAAUUGCAGGCUACACAGUGCGCCUGUGCGGAUACCGCAGAACACUUGGAUGAAGCUGGGAUGAUUAACACAGGGUUUCCUCUACAUGCCAUUGAUUGUAGCACGGCUUAAAAAAGGCUGCCACACCUUAAUAAUGAGUUUUUUUCUUACCUGGCUCUACCUCGGCCUCAUGCGCAUCAGUAUACAUUUAUGCCGCACAGCACCGAGCACUAGCAUUAGUGAGUUAUCGUCUGCGAUCCAUUACACCCUGUGUUGAAAUGAAAACGGUAAUUGUUAUCAUUAACAUUUUGAUCCCAAUUUACCAUUGCACCGGUUACCGUUACAUCCCUAUUCAAUACAGCAGUGUUUUUGGAUGAAUUAAGGCAAUGCACUAUGGACUUUUGGAAGUGGAAAAAUUCCCCCCACCUACGCCAAAAGUGCCUGUCCUAAACUGCUCCUGCUAUAUGCACUGUGAAGACCAUUAUCUGGUCUUACACUAAAAAAUGGUUCCUCCUUGUUGGCAGACUCAGGUUCAAACAGUCGGCUUUUCCUGCUUUCAGUGUAACAUUUGGAGGUUUGUACAAAAGAUCUGUAGACCCUUUUCAGUGUGUUUACAUGAGUGAGACAUAAAUAAUCUAAUUAAUGGUCAAGAAAGAGGGCCAUUAGCUUCUAAGUGCUCACCCUGUGCAUAGUUCUGUAUCCUCAAGUAGACAGACCCCGUUCAAUUACAACAAGAAGUCUCUUUCCUGCAUGUCACUCCCCUCUCUCUUUCCCUAUAUAAACUGCUGGAUCCUCUCAAAAUAAAGAUGCAAAAGCAUUAUGGGUCAACAAAUGCUGAACAUUCUUCAAGCAUUUCAUUUCCUCUGCUCUUAUUGAAAAAAUAGGGAGGUUUAAGCUGAAGGAGCUAUGGCACCUGCAUGCAUGAACACAGGGAUUACUCAGGUAGCAAUUACUGAUGUAUGAAUUCCCCCUUUUUCAGAUGUAAUUUUAAACCUUCCUCUCCAGACAAGAAAAAAGCCUUCUCUACUUUUUACAGCCUUGAAAUGAUGUGGCUGUAGGUGACUUUCCUCUGAGGGGAAGAUGGGGAAUACCAAUAUGGCCUUAAGUUGUCUCUGCCUGAAAGCUAAUGUGCAAAGCGGAGAGUCCUAUUAAAUGUCUUCCGCCCUUGUGUGCAGAGACCUAUAAUUAACAUUUACCACAUUGGAUCAUGGCCACAGGGCCGUCAUAGGUCUUAUAUCAUGCCAACGGAAAAUGGUGGGGAUGGUGAAGAUUAGAUAAAUCACACCUUGUAGGUCAGCGAAGGAAAAACGAUAUUUUUCUACUGCUUCCCCUUCCCUACACGCUCACUUCUUUCUCUCGGUUUCUCAUUUUGUCUGUGUGCAUCUCAGCUCCUCUCCUAUUGUGUUAUGUGUGUGCUCUGCAGUCCAUUAAUGAGAUGUCCAGAGGGGAAGGCAGCUGGUGGAAGUCUAAUAUCCUUUCUGACCUUUUCCCUGUGAAGGGACCGGGGAGAGGAGAUGAGUGAAGUUUGUAAAAGGGAAAAGGAGGGAAGUGUAAAGACUGUUUGUGUCCUUAGAGAGUAUAUAUUGUGGUGAUAUCACAGAAGGGGGAAAAGGGGGAUAUGAGAUGGCAAUUAAAAGCCUCUGUUAUGUCUGUCUCUUUUGCGCUCGGUAUAAUGUUUUCCAUGUGUACAUUGACCCACUUACAUCGUGGUGAACAACACUUCUCUAUCUAAAAAUAAUAACCUAAUUUGAGAGGAUUACUCAGAGAUUACUUAAAGCAAACAUGUAGGUAUUACUUUCAAUACUCAGGUGAUGGAAAUAAGCCUCAAGUAGCCUAAAUAAAUACCUGCAUUGUUUAGUAAGGGUUAUUGCUGCAUCUGUUGGGGACGAUAAAAAUACAAACUGUCAGUUAUUGAGAUUUUUUUCUGAUUUCAAACAUCAAUCAUGUUACCUACUUACACAUGGUCUUCAGCACGAGACACAUGUGUUAUUCUCUCUUCCUCUCUUUCAGACACUCCAUGUGGCUUUCAUUUAGCUCAUUGACAUCAUUCUGCACACACACACACACACGCACACACACGAGGAUACGGGAACCCAAGGCUGUGUACCGAUAAUGGCAUGACACCCCAGUUCUCCGUCUCAUGACCCCACCCCCAGGGGCUCCACACUCUCAGUGCAGCCUUAACAGCACCAGGAGAACAGACUCUCUACUUAUUCUGGACCCAUUUAACUCCAGUUCACUCCAAUAACUCUCUGCCAAAGUCCCAUUACUCAAUAAGUAAACCUAUGUAGGGUUAUUACUUUAGAAACAUGAGACUGCUUACUGCUACUUUAAUUUGUGACAUGACAUAUGUGUAAAGUAUUGGCCAUAGAUCAGAAAGUGAAAAUUCAUUCAAUCUUUGUUUAAAAGCUUUCUGAGGGUUUCAUUUAUCUUUGACUAAACAUGAACAUGUACCCCUAUUGCUAACAGAAUUACAAUCCAAAGUAGGUUACUGCUGAGCGCACACCCCUACACACACACAUUGUUCUCUCAGGCACAGUUUCCAUACAUGGAUAAAGAGGAGAUCUCAGUUUAUUUUGAUUCCACUUCCCCAAAUCUUCUCAGGCAUCUCUCAGCACUCCUCAGACAGCCGAUGAAAGUGUCUGUCUUGAGGGAGUCCUUUUUUCUCUGUGUUUUCCAUUUGAAGUGGGAUCACAGUAGGGCCGUGUGUCUCCCCGGCUCACUUGCCGAUGGAGAAACACCCUCCCCCACCUCCUCUUCCUCCUCUCAGUUACUUUGCUAAUGGGUAAGCAGCCCUGACGUGCUGCAGACAGUUAAAAAACUUGGAGAGAGACAGAGAGGAAGAGGAGGUGAAACACGGAAAUCCCCCUUUCCCUUCUUCAGUCUGAGCAGCGGGUGUGACUGUGCGCAUAUAAUGACAGGGGGAGACCCUUUAAACAGCAAUGUGCCUGCUGAAGCGUCUGUCACUGUAAUCAGAUCAAACCAUUGUGUUUACCAGCUCUGCAAUUAUCUGUAAUUAAGCAACACCCUCAUAUAUUAUUGAAGUGAUUGGAGUUUCUUCUUGUGUGCAGGUGCGAAAUGAACCAGUGUUACACGUCUGUUGAAACUCAUAAGCAUGGUAUGGAUGCAUUUAAGUUUAUAGAGAUAUGCUAUAUAUUCAUAACAUUACAUUAACAAUCCUGUGUCCCAUUUUAAGAGUAAUCUGGACCCAGUUUGAUCUGAAGUUAAAUUAUACAUACCUGGAAUAGCAUUUUUCUCAGUCAGUCAAAACUGUGAAUCAUUUUUAAGACUCAUAAUAAUAUGGUAAGCUGUUGUAACAUUCAGUAGCUGGACUGUGUAUUAAAUAUAGACAAGUGUAAUUCAACUCUACACAGUGAGCAUUUCACAUAUCAACAUGACAUCCCUCUAACCGUCAUGGUAGAUAUCAUUCUACCCAUCUAUAAUGAAUACUUUAAACUUUCUUACAUACGAAACCGAUCUUACCCACCGGUCUUAUACGUCCACAAAAGUCUAAAAGUCAGCCAUUGUAGCUUUUUGCUCUGCUAGACUGACAAGCCCACCCACCAGGUUACAUGUGCAAAAACAUGUGUGUCAGCUGCACAGGUAAACAACAGUCACCCGGUCAACCAAGCAUGCCGUCUUGUUUGUUAGAAAAAAAUCGGUAUCGGUGAUCAGUGCAUCCCUAGUAGAAUCUUUCCCAAAGUAAACAGUCCCAUUUUAGACAUCUACAAUUGAGUUGUUACUAAAUUUGGAUAUCCAAAUUCCUGUCCAUCAUACAGUUCUGAAUAAUCAAAUAAUGACUAAUUGAUGGUGUAACUGUAUUUACCUGAAUUGGGUGUUUUUGCUUGAAAGAAAUUCAUUACAGAUAUCUGGAAUAUUUGAUCUGGCUGGGAAAGCAGACAUCAUGGAUAUUGGAAAUGAAAACCACAGGACACAUGAAUGUUGAGAAAUAAUGUCAAUUAUAGAAGUAAGAAUAAUAUCAUAGAUUUAUUGUAUGAUGUUAGUGGAUAGUAGGGAUGCCAUUUUUGGCAUCACCAUUAACAAUUAUCAAUCGAGAAAUAAUGCUCUGAUAGAUAUUUAAAAUAUCAUCACUGAUAAAAGUAUAUUUGCUUUGAGUAAUAAAAUGGCUUAGCAUAGCAAUUAAAGCCAUUCACCAAAGUGGAAAUGUUCCAAAAUAUCUAUAAAUUCAUUAAUUUCUCUUGUAGUCAAACUUCAGCUCUAAUAUUUUUAGCAGCCAAAAGUACAAUUAGUAUUUUAAUAUUUAAAGGCUUCACUGGUUAUUUAUUACAGAUAUCUAUAAUUCAAGUGUGGACUUUGGAUAUUCACUGUAACAUUCUUUCUAUCAGAGUGAACAUUUCAAAAAUCAUUCUUCCCAUUUAAGACAAUAACAACCUAUCUUUUCCUGAUUGUAGUUUGGGAAUUUUUAUUUCAGAUAGCCGACAUAAAAAUACCAUCUUCAACAGAAAACAUCAAUUCUCUGUAUAAGUGCAGUUGCAAUAUGUGUCAUUUUUGUCCUGGGUAUCUUAAAUUGCAUUUUACUAUAAUACUCAUAAUUACAAAUGUGGAUAACGUCUGACAUUUUCCAAGUCGUCAUGUAUUUUGGACAUGUAAAAUUAUAGUUUGGAUAUCAGGAAUGUUUUUCUUUAUUAUUAUCAUUAUUAUUAAAAUUAGAAACAGUAUCCAUUGAAUGCUGUAAAAAAAGGUUUGUUGUGCUUUAUGUUUAAGUACAAUUGAAUGUAGCUGUGUCAGGUUUGUAACAUGGCAUGUGCAGCUUAUGUUAACAUGUUAAUCAGCUGCCCUUUACCAGUAUCCACCAAGACAAGGACAGACUGAUGGAAAAAUAGUCAGCAUAUGAGUUGUUUACUCCCUGACUUUAAAUAGCUGUUGAAGUCUGUCUUCUGAAUAAGUGGUAGCAGACUUGGCUUCAUAUAAAGAAGGAGCUGAUUGUUGGACAGCAGACCUAACACUCCUAGAAACGCUGGAGAGGAAUGUCAGAAAACUCGCCUCGGUCUAAGUUUGGCCUAAGUUAGAGCCAACUGUCAUAGACAUGGAGAGGCGCUCUUUGUAUGUGUGUGUGUGUGUGUGUGUGUGUGUGGGAGAGAGCGAGAGAGAAAGAACUCCAAGUGUGUGUGCGGAUUAGAUAAUUACAGGAAACAUGUCUGAGUCCUGGCAGAAACGCCGCUGCCACAUCCCAGCACUUUCUGCCACCUAACCAGUCGAGAUCUAAUACUCCUCAAACAAACAGUCCCUCGUCUCCAAAAUAGAAAUCUUAAUAGCAACGAAAUACAAACAUUCACCCACUCCUCUGCUGACACCUAAUCCCACAUUAAACAAAUAAAACCCUCCUUUGAGUGACUGUUGCUUUGGGUAAUCUUCAGAAAUGGGUUAAACACCUUGUCUGACAAUUUGAGUGAUCAAGUUUCACUAAAAAAAUACACAUGCCAGGAAAGCACAUCAUACAAUUACCCCCUGCAGCCUUAGCAUGUAGAGUCAUUAUGUAAAAAAGCAACACAAGACUUCUAUAUUUUCUUUCCAGAUACUAGUUGGGUGGCCUGAAGUCUCUAUAGAAGUCAUACAAAUGCAGAAAAUACUGCCUGUUACACAUUUUCUUUCCUUUGCAAACCACAGCUUGUCUGCUUAAAUCAAUUUGAGGUUUGGGGAAGGUUUGGUAACACAACCCAGAUCCCCUCUGUCUCCUUUUACGAAGACACCCUGCCCAACUCAGUCAUGUGUUAAUGAAAAGUUUUUUCAGACAAGUUCAGCCCAGAGGAAGUGCACACCUUCAGCCCCUUUAGCACUUUGUUUAAAUCCUUCACCCUCAAACGCCUCCAGAAGCUCACAGAGAGCAGCGCCAUGUCAGGUUGGAUCAGGUCGACUGGCUUGCUGCAUGUUUACCUACGUGGUCUGCUGUUACACUGAUGAGCGUAUGCUUCAUAUUUAAUGACAUAUCGGUCAUGGGCUGUUGCUUCCUUUUUGUUGGAGGAUUUGAAAUCACCUAAGGCCAUGUCUGACAGGGAGUGGCAGCUGAUCUUAAACUAAUGGCUGAUAAAGAAAGUUGCUCCGUUUCCUCUUUGAUAACAGAACUUCCUCCUGAUCAAACGGACCAUAGGCCACACUGCGUACAUCCUCCUCUGGUUGAUAACAGCAUCUUUCCCAUGACAUUCCCUCUUCUGAAAAGCACUUUCACUGUCACUAAACUGCCCUCUUAGUAAAGCUUUCUCUUCUGCUUUCAGUAGCAUGGAGCGUAGGAGGUCUACCUUGAGCUCCCUGUUCCCUUUUAUCCCACGGAAACUUUUAGUGCGAUAGAAACAAGGUGUGCAGUCCUUCAAUCAAGCUAGUGACUCUAAGAAAUGAAGCUGAAUUGAGAAGGAGGUAUAGGUGCUACAUGAGAGGAAGAGAUGUGAUAGAAAGAUAACCCCGUUGUUGCUCUUUGCGUUUUCCCUUGGGUGUGCUAUGAAUCAGAAACACAUGUUGCAAUCCGCCUUUAGCUAUGGGACCAGAUGAGACUCAGCCGCAAGUAACCGUAGCAUCAGAGACCUCUUGAGAAAAAGGCUUUGGUUUAAUUCAAUCUUACUGAAGGCAAGAAACUGCCUUUGAAAUAAAAGUUCAGCCAGCUAGCAACCUCUAACUAAAUUACAGUUAUCUUAUUUCCUUAAAUUUUUUAUCUUUACUCUGCAGAACUAUGGCAGCUGAAUAGGACCUGGGUGUUCCAGGGACAUGGAGCUACCCUUCAGCCUCAGACCAUGCUGCUCGAUGAAGGCCACGAGAGGCUUUACGUCGGGGCCAAGAACGCUCUCUUCUCUCUUAGCCUGGGAGGGGUUAACACACACCCGAGAGAGGUAGGCGAGUUUUCCUCUACCCUGAGCCGCGGGGAUGGGAGACAUAUUUAACUCACACACUCAUAAUGCAUAAGACAUCCAAACUGAGUGUGCAUAUGCGCCUACAUAAGGUAGACUAUAAACUGUGAUAUGGUUGUCAGUCAAAUAUUCAACUACACACUCAGCCAGGCACACGCAGUAUAUUUCACAUCUUCCUUUCUACCUGUCAGAAAUAAUUAUGCAUUUUUGUUGUGUCUUCUGUCAGAUCCAGUGGUCCAGCACAGAAUAUCAGAUAGAAGAGUGUUUGAUGAAAGGAAGGGAGAAGGUAAGAGACACUCUCUUGGGACUGCAUACAAAACAUGUUUUUAUCUUUGUAUUGGUAGUGCAUCUAAGAUAGCAGAGUGUAAAUGAUAAUGUGAAUUAAAAUGCAGUUUCUAUAGCGUGUAAGAAAUGUAUGAUCAAAUUCAUCUGGUCUGUAAGCAUUGUUUUUUCUUAUGGAUCUUCCUGUGUUAUUUAAUUAGUGCUUCACCCAUGUAUUGAUGCUAUUGACGAUGCAGUGAAAGCCUGGCAUUUCUCCACCCCACAAUUAGCUUGACCUCAAGUUGCCCUCAUGACCUUUCUCCUAACAAAACGCCUCCUUCCCCACCCACUGUUUCAUCUCUGUAUCUUGUCUUGUCACAGCCGGAGUGUGCAAACUACAUCAAGGUCUUGCAACAGUACAAUGAGACUCAUUUGCUGGUAUGUGGAACGGGAGCCUUUAACCCAAUCUGUGGCCUGGUCACAGUGGGAAACACAGGACAGGUGAGUCCCAAAGACAGAGUUCCAUUUUAAUUUGAUGACAAACCAGUGAAGUGUUCAUUAAACAGAUGCUUCCUUGACAGCCAACAGGGUAGUUUUUGAAUAUUGAUGAUGGAAAGGUUAUACUAGAUACUGCAGUCACUUAAAGGGAUAUUAUGGCGUAAUAUUAAUUUAGGGUCAAACACACUGUAACACUGAAUUAGACACCCCCUCGAAAUAGAGUUGCUGGAAGAGAGUAGGUGAGUUGUGUUUAGUCUCUUUGCGAAAGAAAUUAGGCAAAGUUAAAAAGAUGUUUGGUGGCCAGUACUAUGGCUGGGACCCUAUAUGUACUGUUGAUGAAGUUAGGUGCUGUUCUGAACAUUAUUUGUGGCUAUAAAGUGACGUUUUGGUUGAGGUUUGUGUGUGGUUCCAUAGACCACUGUGUAUUGCUAUCGUGCGGUUGUUACCAAAGUUGGUAUAACUAGAGAAGCAAGCGGUCGGCAACAUUCAUCUCUCGAAGGGGUGUCUAAAUCAGUGUUAGUGUAUUUGACCCUUAAUUAAUUUUACACUGGACUAUCCCUUUAAGGAGGCCCUUCUAUCUCUAUCUAGGUGUUGUUUUGGAAUUAUUAUGGGGCUCGCCAUCGACUGGUCGGUUAAAAAUCCCCCCCCUACAUCCCCUCACUCACAUAAAAAGAGCUGACCAGGUAGCUAUUUAAGACGUAAACUGAUUCAUAGCUUUUGUAAGAAAACUCUGUCACUUCCAGCUAAUUACAUCUCAACUACAACGGCCAAGCUUUACUGUUAUUGACCUCAUGAGCUGGAAGUAGAGUCAGCAUAGCAAUAACAUCAAGCUUGCAUGGGGGAAAACCUUCACUCAGUAUCACUCACUUUUCCUCCUGCAUGUAAAUGUACACUCUAUUACUUUUGGUUGAAUUCCGUAAAAACAAAAGAUUUGAAAAACAAAGUUAUUACAACUAAAGUGUCAUAUAAUCUUAAGAAAAGUGUGACUUAAUAGCAUAAGUCAAGUUUUCCAUGACUCCUGUUAUCAAUAUGUUUACCCAUUUUUACCAGCUGGGUUGCAUCGGCCUAAGAAUUUUUUAAAGACUAGCAGCAAACCAGAGCUCCAUUCUUAGAAAAAAGCUCAUAUUGAUAUUUAACCACUUUCUCAAAAUGAAACCACAUGUUUGAAAACUUGUUAGCCACCAUCGGACAACAGCUCAUGCUUUGUUAACCGCUGCUUUCUUGCUUGAUCAUUCCAACAAAACAGUCCCGUUUUCUUCAGAACACAGUCAGACACAUUUCCCAUGGAUCACCUCAGUUCUGCCUCCGCCCUCUUAUCUCUGGAGCACUGUAGUCAAAACCUUCUUCACACUGUGAAUGUUUUGGCUGCAAGCUCUUAGAACUGUUGGUUCAGCUUGAAACCCUGAGCAGUUAAACUCUCAGCACAUGCUGCUGGAGUUGAGUUUAUCCUUCUGGCAACAAAGAUCGAUUUGUGAUAAAAAAAAAAAAGGAUGGUAAGUAAGACAGGGUGAUAUUUUGGUCAGUAGAAGAGAAUUAUUAAGUACAAGCUGCUCGUUUUUUUAUUUUUAAAAAAAGCUGAGACGAGUUAAGUCCAGGUAAAAAAAGGAGUACAGGCCAGGUGCUGCUCUGCAGGAGUAGGUUUGAAGUCAGAAGAUAAAUGUUCUACCGUACUCAGGGGUCACUUCACGUGUGUGUAUCAGCUGCCUGAGUGAGAUUUGAGCGAGCAGGAGGGUUUCAUGUGCAUGCUGGUGUCCAUGCAAAAUUACCGGCAGACAUUUGGGUGAGCGUGUUUGUCUGACACACAUCUCCCAGAUGUCAAAUAUGGAACAGAUCUAAGUGUGAGUAUGCUUGUGUGUGUGUGUGCUUUCCAACACUGAUCCAGUAGGUCAGCCACACCUCCUUAAACAGGAACUACAUCCAGCCAUUCCUCAUAUCUUUGGAAUGCUCAUACUGCGGCUGACACUGGAUCAGUAUAAGCAACUGAAUCCCUUUACAAGAUUAUUUCAAAUAAAUUUCAUACUUCGUGUAUGAGAUUACAUCAACCAGUCAGUGAAAGCUUAGCAGUAUUUCGACAAAGCACCUACGGGACAUUUCUUCAAAAAGACCGCCCAAUAUCAGGGUGCUACUGCAGAUGGAGUAAUAUUGUUUCAGCCUAUUGUAUUUUAGCCAUUUUCAGUUUAUGUUUGAUAGAUCACACUAAAUGAUGGAUGAGUUUAACCCACACUCUGACUUGUGUUACAGUCAUAUGCUAGGCAGUAGUCACAGCACAGUAGGGUUUCACUACGACUCAUAAAUCAAUACAUGACACCCCUUCUGAUCUACCAGUGACAGUCAUAAACACUGUGGUGGACCAAACAUAUGAGCCGUGUUCUGCAGGGAGUUUGGUGUGUGUGACUGUGUGUGUGUGUGUGUGUGUGUGUGUGUGUGUGUGUGUGUGUGUGUGUGUGUGUGUGUGUGUGUGUGUGUGUGUCUGCCACCUGCCGUGCAGGGCAGCCAGAUCAGGAGAGCAGAAGCAGAGACUUGUCAUGAUAGAAGAGCUGAACAUAGUUGGUUUUACAGAUUCAGACGACAGUUUCUCUUUGGUCAUCCAUCACUCUGAGUCUCAUUUAUCUUCUUGUCUCCUGCUCAUCCAUCACUCUCUUAUCUCCCCUGUCUUUCUCAGUGCAAAACAAACAUUGGUUUGUCGAGAUAUUUUCAGUGCCAUUGCAAGACUGCAGCUGUCAUGUAUUUAUAUCCAUGCAUACAUAUUAAUAACUAUGCCUACAUCUGUGUGUGGUGUGUGUUGCCCUCAGGACAGGCAGUUUGCUCUGGAAGAAGACAGUAUUAUAAGUGGCCGGGGCCGAUGUCCAUAUGACCCCAACAGCCCCUGCACAUCAACGCUCUCCAGUAAGAAGCCUCUCAUUCCAUCACUUACCACCUAAACAGCUUAAAGCACAUUGUGAGACUGUGAUGAAUGAAGCUAAAUGGGUGAAUACUGGGUAUUUAACUAAGAGCUCAAUUUGACUAUAAUGGAUCAAUGCUGCCACCUUGUGGUCAGUUUUCAUGCCGAUAUUUUACAUAGAGUCAAAAAGGGGGAUGUAUUAAGUAACACUUCCUGGUCAUCAAGAUGUUUCAUUAGUGUGUGUGUUUCUGUAUAUUUAUGCAUUUCUAUGUGUGUUUGUUAGGAGGAGAGCUAUACAUUGCCCUGUACACUGACUACUGGGAGAAUGAUGGUGCUCUAUGUCGACUUAACAACCAGACCUACACUCGCACUGAGAGAGACGACAGGCAGCAACUAAAUGGUUGGUGAAAAACAUAGACAGUAAAGGUAACACUUCACAGUCCUGUCCCCACUCAUGAGCAUUUAUUGAUGCUUUGUAAAUGGUCAGGCAAUCAUGAGUUCAUAUAUGACUCAUUCAUGCAUUAAUGAUUAUCACAUCAUUAACCAAUAAAGAGCAGAGUUGUAACGAUGCUCACAGCACAUGAGACAGGGUAAGAUAAAGGAUCAAAAAGGAUGUGAUUUCAAAACUUUUACAGAUUGGUUACAGAAAAAAAAAAUCUAUUAUUAUCACUAAAGUGACAUUCAUCACAAGAUGAAGACUGGUUAAACAAACAGUUAAACAAACUGUAUGAUCACCCUAACUCUGUCAGUGCCAGCGAGCAGGAGAAUGCUUCAGGUGGACAAAGUGAUUGUGAAUAUGGACAUAAAAAAGAUAAAUAAAUAAAAUAAAAAUAAAUCAAGAUAUGUGACCAUGGAGCGUUGUGUUGUUAUGAAGACAAACUUUUACCUUUCUUCUCCUUUGGUUGUAUUUUUCCACUGCACUGGGCUGAUUAAGAUGUAGCACUGCGACCACAUUGGUGUAAAACAGUAACUGCAGUUCAGGGAGUUAUGCUAAAAAAAAGUGAUUAAAAAACAGGGUAUGACUUUGUUAAGAGCUGGAGGUGAGGAUAUUAGGUUGAGGUGGCUGUCUCAUAGCUUUCUAUGUUGGAUUAACCCUGUGUUAAAAUGUAUUAUAUAUCACACUAGUUUUUUAAAGAAUUGUAUAUGAUUGGUGGUCUGAGUAUCAUUUGAUUUACUAUUAAUGAAUUAGUUCAACAAUAUCUAGUAUUAUUUAAUUUUGUUAGUUUGUGUUUAUUAUGAGGCUGAUUAAGAUUCACUGAAAAAACAAAAGCCAAUGAUAACACUCAAGUGAAUAUACUCAACAUUUCACGAACCAAGUGUUACCAACAUAUUUGCAUGUCGCUUUAAAUGAGGGACGGUGAAAACAGUGUGUGUGUGAUUGUUUAUGAAAACAAACACACACACAUACACUUUAUAAAAGUGUGUCAAAACAUAAGAAGCUAUUGAUGAGAUAUUCUCUUUUAUACUGUGAGUUUUUUUAACCUCUCAAAGCCCAGCUGUGAAUCACAUACUGUAUAUGCACUUAAAAGUGGCAAUACAACUGUUCUCACACAGAGCGGCUCUGCUAGGAUACAAAAUCAUGAGUUGUUUCAAGUGUUAAUUAGUUAUAAUAGUUUUUAAAGAGUUUCCUGCUUUAAAAAUUUAAUGAGUUAAAAAUAGAAUUAACACUUUAUAGCAGACAUCCACUCUCCACUGACUAAAGCCUUAAGUUUCCAUCUCUGUCUUUCUUCAGAACCUGUAUUUGUGGGCUCAGUGGUUAUUCCCGACAAUGAUGACCAGGAUGACGAUAAAGUUUACUUCUUCUUCACUGAGCGGGAGACAGAUGCCGAGGGAGCGAACAAGGCUGUGUAUUCUCGUGUUGGCAGAGUCUGUGCGGUGAGAAAACAAAUGCUGUAAAAAUACUUGUGGACAUGAGUCAGCCAAAGAGCGGCUCUCACCCUCUAUGUCUGCCCUCACCUCACAGAAUGACCAGGGAGGACAGAGGAUGCUGGUGAAUAGAUGGAGUUCCUUCCUCAAAACGCGACUGAUCUGCUCUGUGGCCGGGCCAAACGGCAUUGAUACACACUUUGAUGAGCUUGGUACGACAAAAAUAGGAGACUGUUUGCAUUGUUAAAAUCCGACUAAGCUGAUGUGUUUAAUUUUUUCUUAGGAGCGUGAUUUUAAAAUGUCCUAGAAAAGCCCAGCUCUCCUUAAAUAAAUUAAUGUUACAAGACUAGCCAACAGAAGUAUGAGCUAAAUGCUUCUGUCAGCAUUCUGACUUGAUGGUGGGAAUAUUAUCCAUCAUAUUCGUUCUGUCAAGUUAGACAAUAAAUGCAAAAAUAUGAACUUUCUCUACAUUUUAUGUUCUAGAGGAUGUGUUUGUUCUGAACAACAAAGAUGGGAAAAACCCUGAAAUCUUUGGCCUCUUCAGCACAACAAGGUAAGUGAAGGAUGACUUCAGCUUUUCAGUAACAAUUCAUUAUCCUUCAAGUACCUAAAAUGAGUAUUUGUUUUACAGCGCUGUGUUUAAAGGCUAUGCAGUGUGUGUCUAUCACAUGGAUGAUAUCAGAGCGGCCUUUAACGGUCCCUUUGCCUACCGAGAGAGACCCGAACAUCACUGGACUCCUUAUGAGGACAGAGUUCCCUACCCUCGACCUGGAUCUGUGAGUCUCAGAAUGGAAAACUGUUUGUGGGAUUUCAUUAGCUGAUGCACCGGUAUUAUGCAUUCACAGCACUCCCAUAGUCUAUGUUCAUGCCAGGCGUCCUCUGAGGGGGACACUGUUGAGAGCGUGUCGGACAGCUUUGGUGAAUGUCAGCACUGUUGUAGCUACCUCAGCAGGUCAAACAGGGACAGUCUGCGCCACAUUAAAUUAUGUCAGCUAUUUUUCUAUGCUGCACAAAGUGCUGCUGCAAUUAAUGGCCCUCUCUUGUCUCCGCACUUCCUUUUACCCCCCCCCCUCCAUCUCUAACAGUGUGCCAGUAAAGUUAACGGAGGGGGCUUCUCCAGCUCCAAAGAGUUUCCCGAUGAGGUUUUGCGUUUUGUUCGUGCUCACCCUGUGAUGUAUCGCCCAGUCCUCCCCAAGCACCGCAGACCCGUGCUGCUGCAGACAGAGCCCGGCAGGAGGAAGCUGACCCAGAUCGCUGUGGACAGAGUCCAAGCUCAAGAUGGACACUACCAUGUUCUCUACAUUGGCACUGGUACACGUUUAAGAAUUAGUACUUAUCACACUCGAUCCUGAAUGUAAAUGCAAGACUUGUGUGUGUUACUUUCAAAAUAAAAAACAUACAGGAGGUAGUUUGUGCUACCAAAUAUGCUAAACGCAACAUUUAAACCAAAUACAGUUAAAGUUAAAAUACAUUAGAGAACAUUUGUUGUACUGAGACUGUUUGGAGCUGUUUUGCUCUGAUUGUGAGAAAAAAGUGUCUUGACAUUUCCUGUAAAACUCAUGAUAUUUUUUUCCUGAACAGAUGACUCCAUUGUGUUGAAAAUUAUCACCAUUUAUAACAAAGACACAGACACUAUGGAGGAGGUGCUGCUGGAAGAGCUGCAAGUAUUCAAGGUACGCUAUAUUUAACCACGAGAUGUGAAACCAGAGAAGACUUGGUAAAAAUCUGCAUUUACUGCUCACAUCUUAGAGUCCACAGUUACUGCACUCAGACACUGUCUGUUUCCAAAAUACUGAGAGCUGAUUUGCCACAUUUCCAUUACCAGAGGGUCACAACUGUGAUUGUGCGGCCAGCCUGCUGAGAGAUGAUUUGAGAUUUGAAUACAUCAAUUUUUCUGACUCAGAUACAUUUGAAAGUAGUUUGUAAGCCGUCACUGCUGCUGUUUUAAUCAAGAAUUGAUUAGGGAUGGAGAGGAGCAUGGCAGGAGGCCUGCGGGGACAAAAGGCUGUGCAUCUGCACUCAUUUCAUUAUUAAUACAUAUAUCAUACAAUAAAACAUUUUUACAUCUUUCAAUAAUAGUGCAAUCUGUCUGAUCUGCAGGUGCCUGUCCCCAUAAAGGAGAUCAUAAUAUCACCUAAAAGGGUAAGAGGAGCAGAUGAAUCGCUGCACCACCGUUUAAUCAUGCAAUUCUAUAUCUGAGCCACAAGAUGUUAACAUUGCAACACUUUCCAUUACUCAUAAUGAACAUAAUGUUUAUGUACUGUUCUCUACUAGUAGCUGUCUAUACACAUUACCAAUUUCAUAUUUCAAUCAAACUGUAUCUUCAUAUCAAUGUAUUAUUUUUGGCUCCACAGCAACAGCUGUAUGUGGGGUCAGAAGUGGGUGUGGCUCAGGUCAGACUGCAUCAGUGUGACCUCUACGGCUCAGAAUGUGCUGAUUGCUGUCUGGCUAGAGACCCUUACUGUGCCUGGGAUGGUCUCACUUGCUCCAGAUACUACCCUGCUGGAGUCUACACCAAAAGGUAACAUCACACACUCUCAGAAACCGGAGUGUGUGUGCAUGUGCGUGUGAUACCAGCUGUUCACACCUUUAGAAGUACCUCUGCUCCAUUAUGGCAUCUUGCCCUAAAUGUCACCCUGCUGCGAGGCUAGUUUAUCAAGUCAUUAUCAUUGGCUUUAAGAGACGUGACAGUAAGGUGUUAUGUAAUGUCUAUUAGUAUGCACUUGAUCAUCCCUCUUCCUCUCUCUGUUUUUUUCUCUCUCUGGUUCUGCCUCUUUGAUUUCUUUUGCUUCUGCACUUCCAUUACAUUUAAAAUUACCCCGUCUUUCUAUUUCUUUCGCUCCUAUCUCAGUAGACGAUUCAGGCGGCAGGAUGUUCGCCAUGGCAACGCCGUCCAGCUGUGCAAUGGGCUGCAAAUUGAUGGUAAGGGUAUAAUGACUGGCUGAUGGGGGUUUUACUUAGUGUGCAAAAUAGAAAUACUGGUGUGUUUGGACAAUGAAAUUUCGCAACACACACACACACACGCUCAAUUCACGUCAGAAAAUGGUUCAGUUUCUCAAAAGCACUCAGCUGAAUAUGAAACACUGAACUCUUCAUGUGUCAGUGCAGUUGAAUUGGGAAAGGUAGAUGUGCGUCUGCCGGAGAUCAGGGUUGAACAAACUAUCAGUGUUUUCCAGACAGUGAAAGUUAUCAGCAGUUCUUUUAUGUCUCUCUUGAAUCACCAUCUUUAUCUUGAUGUGUGUGUUUGUGUGUAGAUGAACAAUGGAACCGAGCUGAGGAGAGGUUCGCUUACAGUGUGGAGAGCAACAGCACUUUACUGGAGUGUGUCCCUCGAUCACUUCAAGCCAAAGUGCUCUGGUUCUUACAGAAAGAGGAAGAAAAACAUGAGGUGGGUGAAAAAAAAAUGCAACUACCAAUGUUAGCAUUUGGGAAUUAUUGGUAUCCAUUGCUUAGAGGAAGUGAUUAUUGGUAUUUACAAUUAAAUUCUCACUCCAAAAAGCAAAAGAAACAACAUGUUCUCCUUCUUAACUGUAUGAUUUGAUGACUAGGGUCCUAUUUCUUUCUAAAACCCUGAGGAAAUACAUUAAAAGUGAUGAAAUAAAUCAAAGAGUUUAAAAAAAUUACGAUCAAUUGUAAAGAUUUAUGGUUUAACAGGUGGCGUACAACAAACAGAUAGCUGGAAUGGUAAUAAACCAGGUCAAGUAGGAGAGACAGUGUAUUGAGUUUGCUAUUGAGUUACUUCCAGUCCACUAAUGUAUUCUCCUCUUAAUUUGUUCUGUGGGUUUUUAAAUGAAAUUCCUCAUGGGAGUAGUGCUGUGGAAGUCUGAAAUGCCUUGUGAAUCAUUUGACUAUUUUCUUCCUGCAGGUUCAGGGUGAUGAGCGGGUAAUCGUGACUUCCCACGGGCUGCUGUUCUUACGAGUCAGGAGCUCUGACGCGGGUGUGUACGUGUGCCAGACUGUUGAACAUGGCUACGUGCACACAUUAUUACGUAUCACUCUGCACGUGCUCAGAGGAGACAGGGUAGAGUCGGCGAUCCGGAGAAGGAAUAAUGGGGAGGGAGAGAAAGCUGCGGCUCCAUGCCUCCACUCCUCCCUCGGUAAUCACCCCAACCCCAGCAUCAGCCCAAGGGCUCUGGUCCCCUCUUCAGUCCCAGGCCCCCACUCACGGCUGUGGUACAAGGAGUUCCUCCAGCUGAUAGGCUAUGGGGAUGCCCAAAGAGUGGAGGCAUACUGUGAGAGAGUGUGGUGCUCUGACAAAAAACGUAAAAAGACCAAAAAGAAGUAUGCCCCUCCUGCUGGUGAGAAAAGAGGAAAAGGGAAGGGAGAGGAGAACUCCCACCGAGCGCCCAGGCACACUUUGGACACCUGAGGAGAAUAAGCUAACGGCACAUACACACAUGUACACAUACACACAGUCUAAAGGUCAGGUUUUCUCAGUGUCUGCAUCACGUAACAGGGUUUCUGUUUGCUUUAAACAAGAGCAGUAACAGUAAAACAAUAGCAGCAGAUUUUGUUGCCAUUGUAGCUCCAUUAAUCAGCCUGUAGUUAGUAUUUUACAUCCAAUGUUUGCCUUAUAGUGUGUUUUCAACUGAUUAUGUGGUGCAGACUCUGGGUAAGUACUUUGAGUGUCAGUGUCAGGGCAGAGCAGAGGCUCUUGCGGGAGAUGGACGACUGAUUAAAGGGACAUCGCCUCUGAUCUGAAAAGACAGAAUACAACAAAUCAGCUCCUGUGGACUGACCCAGCCUGACUCUGCUGUCGAUCAAAACGCACACAGAGACUGCUACAAAACACCUCUACUCCAACUCUCAUUCCUUGCCUCAAUAUGACAAACUCACAUAUGUAUCUAUAAUGACAGAAAACAACUAUGUUUAAGAGAAGACCCUCUACGCUCUUUUGGUACUAUGCUAACUUAUUUUCUUGGUCUUUAUUCUGUAGCUGGUUAGAUGUCGUAAACUGGAAAAUUUAGUGCUGAUGUUUUUUUGUGCAAGAAAAAAAAAAGUGCAUUGAGCUUUAUGAUACUGCUCAUCUGAAUACGAUGAGGAGAUGUAGGGUAACAUUGGCCUUAGUGCAUACCAUUAAAUGUUGCAACGCCACUACUAUGGAUAUUUGAGGCAUGUUUUAGUUAUAAUUAUGCACUCAAUUGAAAAAAAGUACGAUUUAAGCACUUGUAAAAACAGUUAGACGAAAAGUGGUUCUGUAAGUGGAUAUUAUUGUCAUUGUGAAUGUCUGCAUUUACAGAUACAACUGAUCAAAUGUAUCAGCAGUGUUGUGUGUAUUGUAUAUUUUAUUUAUCUAAAAAGUGGGAUGGCUGUUGAGGGUCCACCUGUUAAGUUAAACAACCCAUCACACUCUCCCUCUUCUCCCUUUUUCAAUUCCUCUGUUUCUCCCUCUUCACUUAUUUAUAUUUUUUGCUUGUCUGUGACCACGUCGCAGAUGGGCUUGGUAAUUACCACAACAAGCUGCACAUUUCCUUUUGUUAGAAAGAAGGAAUAAUGUUAGGUUGGCCAUCCAAGCAUGUUAUUGGAAAAAACAAGAAAAAUUACAGAGAGAGAGAGAGAAAAACAAAGAAAAUUCAGACGUUACAGAGAGAUCCAUUAUGCUGGUUGGGUUGAUCACUUCUUUUCCAUACUGUGCCUUAUUUUAUCACAAAAUCCAGAUGUAUAGUUUUGACCCUGUGUAAUCAUAAUGUCACUCGAAGGAGAGGUAAAAAAAAAAAACUCAAUGUGUUGGUGUCUGUCACUCAUUCUCCUUGGAAAUCCUUCAUCUAAGCCUAAGGUUGAGAGUGUUGUGUCUGCUAUACCCUUUAUAAAUAACUGCCAUUAAAAAAGAUGGGCCAUCUUUCGCCAGUGUCA